AAAGCCAAUUCAAGACCUAAUCUCUACAACUAAUUUUUAUUUUUAUUUUACAAAAUGGUUAAACACUUCUCAAUUUUAACUUUAGCUCUGUUGAUGACUUUCGUGAUCUUUUGUGAAUCAAAAACACAUGUUCGAAAAUGCCCUGGGGAUCUUCCGUUUCCGUUAAAUGUUCAAAUCGAUGAUUGUGAAGAAAUGCCUUGUUCUGUAACUAAAGGGACAACCACACACAUGGAAAUUCAGUUUGUUGCAUUAAAAGAUGAAACGUAUCAAAUUGAAACGGACAUUCUUGUUACAGUUCUAGGCAUCAAGAUUCCAUAUGAGUUGCCUUCGGGGAAUGGCAAUGUUUGUAAAAAUCUUAUGUUCGAAGCUAAUUGUCCACUUUAUGCAGAAGAAGAUGUUACUUUUAAGCUUGAAUUUCCAAUUGAUAAUAAUUUUGUAGAAACAAAUGUAAAAGCUGAGGUUAAACUUAAGGAUGUGGAAGAUGAUGUUGUAGCUUGUUAUAUUGUUGAUAUGAAAGUUAGUAAAUAAUUUUUUAAAUACCAGAAAUGUAUAAAUAUUGAUACGUAGUGUAGUUUAACUACAUGAUA
Eupeodes corollae is the source of this 587-nucleotide messenger RNA. RefSeq lists its product as uncharacterized. The record is from RefSeq and is a predicted model, not a curated record. Gene Ontology annotation, molecular function: sterol binding. Gene Ontology annotation, biological process: sterol transport. The transcript has 3 exons. The coding region runs from base 55 to 528 and encodes 157 amino acids. Lineage: Eukaryota; Metazoa; Arthropoda; Insecta; Diptera; Syrphidae.